CUCUUGCAUGCAACUCACUGCGAGGCAGAAGCGAGCGUGUCCUCCCCUCUUGAAGCUGCCAGCAUCUCCAGCCACCAAGGACCUGCUUUUCGCACCUCCAACACCCUCCUCCCUUCUUCCCUGUCACUCUCUCCCAGAGAGAGGAAAAGAAAAGAAGAGAGAGAAAGAUUCUGGAAUUUGAACCUCCCCGAAGAGGAAACAUACCCAGCAAACUCAGUUGAUUAAACAUCCAACAAACAAACGGAUCCCAAAUCUUCUGUUCAACUGGAAAGUCUUUCCGCAGGUCUUUUUCUGGAAUCCUGGGAAGCAGGUUAUGGGCAGGACUGCCUCUGGCCCACACCAUGAAGCCUGAGUCUGCUUCUGCUCUGCCCUGGGCCCUGCUCUGCCUGAGCACUCUGCUUCCAGCUGCCCUUCUCCCUGCAGCACCCUGCUGCUAGGGGGGUAGAACUUCAGGACUGGUAUUUGACCCAUUUCUACCUUUCACCUGGCUCACCUUACUGCUCACUCCUCCUCCAUCACGGUACCCCGGACCCCAGCCCUGUCCCUGGCCUCCCUGGCUGGGGUGUUUUGGGGUCCAACGGGAGGAGUGCACUGCUGAAGGCUUUCAUCUACCGGGCACCUUCUCCUCUUUGAAUCAAGGCCUCCAGAUCCACAUGGAUAACUGAGAUCUUUUCUUGGAGAAAGUCACUUGGCUCCUCACUCCAGGCCCUCACUGACCCACCUGAUUUUCCUCCUCUUCUGCUGCCCUGUCUUUUUCCUCUGCCUCUUUUGUGAAUUUCUUGCUUGUGUGCCCAUCUGGGGCUGUCCUCUUCACUUUCCUCCUUCCUCACCCUCUCAAUAGUUGUGCUUGCAACUUCUUCCUCCUGUGUGCUCUCUGUCCCCCCACCCAUCUCCUCUGCCCCUCUCCCUUCUCUGCAAAGAGGGGUCAUUUCCUGAGGGCUGUCUCCAGCUGUCUGAACCUUGAGGCUCAGUCCUGGCAGCCACAAUGAGUUUCACCAUGCACUCAGUGUUCUUCACCCUGAAGGUGAGCGUGCUGCUGGGGUCCCUGCUGGGGCUCUGCCUGGGCCUUGAAUUCAUGGGCCUCCCCAACCAGUGGGCCCGCUACCUCCGCUGGGAUGCCAGCACACGCAGUGACCUGAGCUUCCAGUUCAAGACCAACGUCUCCACAGGGCUGCUCCUCUACCUGGACGAUGGUGGCGUCUGCGACUUCCUCUGCCUCUCCCUGGUGGAUGGCCGCGUGCAGCUGCGCCUCAGCAUGGACUGUGCUGAGACCGCUGUGCUGUCCAACAAACAGGUGAAUGACAGCAGCUGGCACUUCCUCAUGGUGAGCCGGGACCACCUGCGUACACUGCUGGUGCUGGAUGGUGAGGGCCAGUCUGGGGAGCUACAGCCUCAGCGGCCCUACAUGGAUGUGGUCAGUGACUUGUUUCUGGGCGGAGUCCCUGCAGACAUACGACCUUCUGCCCUGACCCUAGAGGGAGUACAGACCAUGCCUGGAUUCAAGGGAUUAAUCCUGGAUCUCAAGUACGGCAACUCAGAGCCUCGGCUUCUGGGGAGCCAGGGUGUCCAGUUGGAUGCUGAGGGACCAUGUGGUGACCGUCCCUGUGAAAAUGGUGGGAUCUGCUUUCUCCUGGAUGGCCAUCCCACCUGUGACUGUUCUACUACUGGCUAUGGUGGCAAGCUCUGCUCAGAAGAUGUCAGUCAAGGUCCAGGCCUCUCCCACCUCAUGAUGAGUGAACAAGCUCGAGAGGAGAAUGUGGCCACUUUCCGAGGCUCAGAGUACCUGUGCUAUGACCUGUCUCAGAACCCAAUCCAGAGCAGCAGUGAUGAAAUCACGCUGUCCUUCAAGACCUGGCAGCGGAAUGGGCUCAUCCUGCACACGGGCAAGUCGGCUGACUACGUCAACCUGGCUCUGAAGGAUGGUGCGGUCUCCUUGGUCAUUAACCUGGGGUCCGGAGCCUUUGAGGCCAUUGUGGAGCCAGUGAAUGGAAAAUUCAAUGACAACGCCUGGCACGAUGUCAAAGUGACACGCAACCUCCGGCAGGUGACAAUCUCUGUGGAUGGCAUCCUGACCACGACAGGCUACACUCAAGAGGACUACACCAUGCUGGGCUCAGAUGACUUCUUCUACGUGGGAGGAAGCCCCAGUACUGCUGACUUGCCAGGUUCACCUGUCAGCAACAACUUCAUGGGCUGCCUUAAAGAGGUUGUUUAUAAAAAUAAUGACAUCCGUCUGGAGCUGUCUCGCUUGGCCCGGAUUGGGGAUACCAAGAUGAAAAUCUAUGGGGAAGUUGUAUUCAAGUGUGAGAAUGUGGCCACGCUGGACCCCAUCAACUUUGAGACUCCAGAGGCUUACAUAAGCUUGCCCAAGUGGAAUACCAAACGCAUGGGUUCCAUCUCCUUUGACUUUCGCACCACCGAGCCCAAUGGCCUGAUCCUCUUCACUCACGGCAAGCCUCAAGAGAGGAAGGAUGUUCGAAGCCAGAAGAACACCAAGGUGGACUUCUUUGCUGUGGAACUCCUGGAUGGCAACCUGUACCUGCUGCUUGACAUGGGCUCUGGCACCAUCAAAGUGAAAGCCACUCAAAAGAAAGCCAAUGAUGGGGAAUGGUACCACGUCGAUAUUCAGCGUGAUGGCAGAUCAGGUACCAUAUCAGUGAACAGCAGGCGCACGCCUUUUACCGCCAGUGGGGAGAGCGAGAUCCUGGAUCUGGAGGGCGACAUGUACCUGGGCGGGCUGCCGGAGAACCGGGCCGGCCUCAUCCUCCCCACCGAGCUCUGGACAGCCAUGCUCAACUACGGCUACGUGGGCUGCAUCCGAGACCUGUUCAUUGACGGGCGCAGCAAGAACAUCCGGCAGCUGGCAGAGAUGCAGAACGCGGCGGGCGUCAAGUCCUCCUGUUCCCGGAUGAGCGCUAAGCAGUGUGACAGCUACCCCUGCAAGAACAACGCGGUGUGCAAGGACGGCUGGAACCGCUUCAUCUGCGAUUGUACGGGCACCGGCUACUGGGGCAGAACCUGCGAAAGGGAGGCAUCCAUCCUGAGUUAUGACGGCAGCAUGUACAUGAAGAUCAUCAUGCCCAUGGUCAUGCACACCGAGGCAGAGGAUGUGUCCUUCCGUUUCAUGUCCCAGCGAGCUUAUGGGCUGCUGGUGGCUACCACCUCCAGGGACUCUGCCGACACCCUGCGUCUGGAGCUGGAUGGGGGACGAGUCAAGCUCAUGGUUAACCUAGACUGUAUCAGGAUAAACUGUAACUCCAGCAAAGGACCUGAGACCCUGUAUGCGGGGCAGAAGCUCAACGACAAUGAGUGGCACACCGUGCGGGUGGUGCGGAGAGGAAAGAGCCUUAAGUUAACAGUGGACGAUGAUGUGGCUGAGGGGACGAUGCUGGGAGAUCACACCCGCUUGGAAUUCCACAAUAUUGAAACUGGUAUCAUGACCGAGAAACGCUACAUCUCCGUUGUGCCCUCUAGUUUCAUCGGCCACUUGCAGAGCCUCAUGUUUAAUGGCCUGCUCUACAUCGACUUGUGCAAAAAUGGUGACAUUGACUACUGUGAACUGAAGGCACGUUUUGGACUGAGGAAUAUCAUCGCUGACCCUGUCACCUUCAAGACCAAGAGCAGCUACCUGAGCCUGGCCACCCUGCAGGCCUACACCUCCAUGCACCUCUUCUUCCAGUUCAAGACCACCUCAGCUGAUGGUUUUAUUCUCUUCAAUAGUGGUGAUGGCAAUGACUUCAUUGCAGUUGAGCUAGUCAAAGGGUAUAUCCACUAUGUGUUUGACCUUGGAAAUGGCCCCAACGUGAUCAAAGGCAACAGUGACCGCCCCCUGAAUGACAACCAGUGGCACAAUGUCGUUAUCACCCGGGACAACAGUAACACUCACAGCCUAAAAGUGGACACUAAGGUGGUCACUCAGGUUAUCAAUGGUGCCAAAAAUCUGGAUUUGAAAGGUGACCUCUACAUGGCAGGUCUGGCCCAAGGCAUGUACAGCAACCUCCCAAAGCUCGUGGCCUCCCGGGAUGGCUUCCAGGGCUGCCUGGCAUCCGUGGACUUGAACGGGCGCCUGCCAGACCUCAUCAAUGAUGCCCUCCACCGGAGCGGACAGAUCGAGCGCGGCUGUGAAGGACCAAGUACCACCUGCCAGGAAGACUCGUGUGCCAAUCAGGGGGUCUGCAUGCAGCAGUGGGAAGGCUUCACCUGUGACUGUUCCAUGACCUCCUAUUCUGGAAACCAGUGCAAUGAUCCUGGCGCUACCUACAUCUUUGGGAAGAGUGGAGGCCUCAUCCUCUACACUUGGCCGGCCAACGACAGACCCAGCACGCGCUCAGACCGCCUUGCUGUGGGCUUCAGCACCACUGUGAAGGAUGGCAUCUUGGUUCGCAUCGACAGUGCCCCAGGCCUCGGUGACUUCCUCCAGCUGCACAUAGAACAGGGGAAAAUUGGAGUUGUCUUCAACAUUGGCACAGUUGACAUCUCCAUCAAAGAAGAGAGAACUCCUGUAAAUGAUGGCAAAUACCACGUGGUACGCUUCACCAGGAAUGGUGGCAACGCCACGCUCCAGGUGGACAACUGGCCGGUGAAUGAGCAUUACCCCACAGGCAACACUGAUAAUGAACGCUUCCAAAUGGUAAAACAGAAAAUCCCCUUCAAAUAUAACCGGCCCGUAGAGGAGUGGCUGCAGGAAAAAGGCCGGCAGUUAACCAUCUUCAACACCCAGGCGCAAAUAGCCAUUGGUGGAAAGGACAAAGGACGCCUCUUCCAAGGCCAGCUCUCUGGGCUCUAUUAUGAUGGUUUGAAAGUACUGAACAUGGCGGCUGAGAACAACCCCAAUAUUAAAAUCAAUGGAAGUGUCCGGCUGGUGGGAGAAGUCCCAUCAAUUCUGGGAACAACACAGACAACUGCCAUGCCACCAGAAAUGUCCACAACUGUCAUGGAAACCACCACCACAAUGGCUACCACCACAACCCGCAAAAAUCGCUCAACAGCCAGCAUUCAGCCAACAUCAGAUGACCUUGUAUCAUCUGCUGAAUGUUCAAGCGAUGAUGAAGACUUUGUUGAAUGUGAACCGAGUACAGGAGGUGAAUUAGUUAUUCCUCUUCUUGUAGAAGACCCUUUAGCUACCCUUCCUAUUGCUACUCGUGCACCUUCCAUUACGCUCCCCCCUACCUUCCGCCCCCUCCUCACCAUUAUUGAGACCACCAAAGAUUCCCUGUCCAUGACCUCUGAGGCGGGGUUACCUUGCUUGUCGGACCAAGGCAGCGAAGGUUGUGAUGAUGAUGGCUUGGUGAUAUCUGGGUAUGGCUCAGGGGAAACCUUUGACUCUAACCUGCCCCCUACUGAUGAUGAAGAUUUUUACACCACCUUCUCCUUGGUAACAGAUAAGAGUCUUUCCACUUCAAUCUUCGAAGGUGGCUACAAAGCACAUGCGCCCAAGUGGGAAUCCAAGGACUUUAGACCUAACAAAGUCUCCGAAACUAGUAGGACUACUACCACAUCUUUGUCCCCUGAGCUGAUCCGCUUCACAGCUUCCUCCUCGUCUGGGAUGGUGCCCAAAUUGCCAGCUGGCAAAAUGAAUAACCGUGAUCUCAAACCCCAGCCUGAUCUAGUCUUGCUUCCGUUGCCCACUGCCUAUGAGCUAGACAGCACCAAACUGAAGAACCCACUAAUUACUUCCCCCAUGUUCCGUAAUGUGCCCACAGCAAACCCCACGGAGCCGGGAGUCAGACGGGUUCCGGGGGCCUCAGAGGUGAUCCGGGAGUCGAGCAGUACAACAGGGAUGGUCGUCGGCAUUGUGGCUGCUGCCGCCCUCUGCAUCUUGAUCCUCCUGUACGCCAUGUACAAGUACAGGAACAGGGACGAGGGGUCCUAUCAAGUGGACGAGACGCGGAACUACAUCAGCAACUCGGCCCAGAGCAACGGCACACUCCUCAAGGACAAGCAGCAGAGCUCCAAGAGCGGCCACAAGAAACAGAAAAACAAGGACAAGGAGUAUUAUGUGUAAAAAAAAAAAAAAAAAAAAAGGACACCAUUAACAAUACCUGAAGUGACAACACAGAAUUAUUUCUAUAUCAGCAUACGCAUUUUUGGAAAAGGAGAUUUCGCGGAUGUCAGAACUGUGCUAACGAUGAGAUGGGGUCUGUGCCAUGGCUACGGUGGGGAAAACCGUUCCCAAAAGGACACACACCGAGAUGUACCUACCUGUCCACAGUUCAGCCGUGGCUGCUCAGAUUCGGUCAUCGCCCGGAGACAAGUUCUUUCUGCCCUGCUGUAUCAUAAAGCACACACUUUGCGCUCCGGGGCAACAGGCAGCUCCCCGCAUCCGCGGGCUUGGGGGCUGCCUUCUCUUGAGGACCUUUCACCGAAGGUAGAAGACUUCACGGCUUACUUGUUCCAUAACUCCAAGUGAGUCUGUAACAAUGUUUGUGAAGCUUGACUGUAACAAUGUUUUUUUUCCCUUUAAUUAUGUAAAAAACAAAAAAAAGAAAAGAAAAGAAAAAAGUUAAAAACAAAAACAAACAAAAAAACACCCUUAUCUGGUUCUGGCCAGUGUAUGUAACUUUUCAAGAUCUGAGGGGAAAAAAAAUGGCUUUUGGGUUUUUGUUUAUUUUUUGAGAAUGACUGGACAUAUAUUAAAAAGAAGAAAAAAAACUCAGAAAACUAAAGUGAGAGAGACUAUUGCCAUAUGAACUCAAAAAGCUACCAUGGUGUUCACUCUACAUAUCAGGUUGUGGUGUUUUUAGAAUCUGUUGUUUGUUUCCUAUAUGAUGCUUUGCUGAACACAUAGCAAAAUCCUGUGAUGGAUGAGAAUAUUGAUUUGAAAAGCUGGUCCCUCAGGAUCGAAUUCCAGAAUUUGCUACCCAAACCCUGAACAGACCGGGUUAGGGCUGGUUUUAUCAGAGCUAUUGGGUUUACUCCACAAUAUUGUUCCUGUCCAUUAGCCCAGCCAAAUUGUGGUUAAAGGAGAAAGCCCCACAAGCGAAAAACAGAGCCUUUCCUAAUGAAAGGGAGAAGCAGGGGGGGUGGGCUGGAUCUGUGACUGAUUGAAAUGCAUGCAAAUGUAGAAGAAAAGACAAUACCAAAAGUCUGUUAACUAAUCAAAACAGACAAUAGGGGAGUUCACCUUGUGACGGAACCCACAAAAGGUCACACAAGCCAAUCUCGGCAUGAAGAGAGUGCAAAAUGCAUAGUUCUUCCCCGCCCCCAACACGACCAUGUUCUUCAUCCUGGUUUACUUUUCUAGCCUGACACGGAUAACUUUGUCCUUCCAUUUGCUCAUGUCUCCCUUCACCCAUCUUUUCUAAAACUAACUAAAUAAAUAAUAAAUGAAUAAAGCUGCUGUGACACACACACACACAAAAAGGAAUUUAAUAGUAUAAUAUAUAUAAAUAAAUAUAUAUACAGAUAUAUUUAUCAUGGUAUGUUUGAUGGGGUGACUGAAACAGGAAACCUGUUAAAGUCUUGAAGUGGAAUGAGAAUGUUGUUUUAAAAGAAAAUAAUGACAAAACAACAAAAAAGUAAACCUUAAAAUGUGAAGCAAGUGUGAGUUUUCGUUUUGUCACAGUUAACUGUGUCAAAGAGAAUUAAAAAUAAAUCUUCUCAGAUUUUGUUUACAUAUUUUACUACAUUUUUGCUGGUAUAAUUCCUUAGCCACCUAUGUACAUACUGCUUUAAGAACUGUUCUCUCCUUUCUUUUUGUGUAUUUCAGUUUGGUUGGUUUAUAUUCCAGUUGUCUUUCUUUCUUGUUUGAAAAGAGGAAACAAUGUACAGAAAAACAAUAAAUUGGUUGUGUGGCCAUAGCUAUCCAAGAAGCAAGAGAAAAGCAAGGCAAAUAUUCACAUAAAAAAUGAAAUAUGUCCGCUGGAGGGUCAGAUAUACACAAUUUCUUUUGUACAGAUGAAAAUCAAUCAGCGUUUAGAUGUAGAAAUCUACUCUUGCUGGUCUUUGUAAGCUGCAUGAAUAUUUGACUUUGAAACCAAUAUCUUAAUGACAUGGGCAAAAAGAGCAAUUGAAACAAUGGUAGCCUUUACUAAUGUGUACGGAAAGGAGUAUUCCUCAUUACCUGAUAUUUCAAUGUGUUAACAGUUUUGAAAUUUUUUGUUGUUAUUUAAAAAGACAGGAUUAUAAAAGAGAUGUCAAAGCACGAUUUUAGAUAACUUAAAUGGCCCGACCUAAAUGGAGUUGAUUAUAUCUCGAUGUCUUUAAAAGAUUGCUGUUCUUGGAGUCUUGAGGUCUUGUGAACUGAUUUUCUGCUUUCUUUCUUUACAUUUUUUAAAAAAUUUGAGUAAAAAUACAUUUGUUAUAUUCCUUUUAGUGUAAGUUCUAUUUGGACAGUUUUACGGGAACAUGUGCAUUCUGUAUGUGAGCUUCGAUCAUAUCCCUGUUGUUUUAUGAGCAGACUCUUAAGGAAUUCAUUUUAUGAUGUUGUG
Molecule: messenger RNA, 8429 nt
Organism: Artibeus jamaicensis (Jamaican fruit-eating bat)
Lineage: Eukaryota; Metazoa; Chordata; Mammalia; Chiroptera; Phyllostomidae
Gene: NRXN3
Product: neurexin 3
Exons: 21
Coding region: 986-6004 (1672 amino acids)
Source: RefSeq, a predicted model, not a curated record